AUGGGUCUUGCGGGUAUGAAAGAGGGAAGGCCAGAGACCGACAUGGUCCCGACCUUCCUCGGUCUUCGCGGUAUCAGGCUCAACUGGGCUAUCGGUUUUGCUGCUUCGGCUGGUUUCCUCUUAUUCGGUUACGAUCAGGGUGUGCUCGGCUCGCUCUACACGCUUCCAUCGUGGCUGGCUCAGUUCCCCGAAAUCAACACCGGACCCGAUUCCAGUCCAACUUCAAACGCUUCCGUGCUUCAGGGUCUAGUGACGGGUGUCUACGAGCUGGGAUGCUUCGUUGGAGCCAUUUCCAUGCUCUACUUUGGUAACUUGCUCGGUCGUCGUGUCAACAUUUGGAUCGGCUCCAUCAUCAUGGCCGUUGGUGCCAUCGGCUGCACCGCCUCGUACAGUCUAGCUCAGCUUUUUGUCUUCCGUGUCAUUCUCGGCAUCGGAAACGGCAUGCACACGGCCACCAUCCCCGUCUGGCAGAGCGAAUGCUCACCGCCUCACAAACGAGGCAUGCUCAUCAUGGUCGAAGGUGCCAUGAUCACGGGCGGUAUCGCCAUGGCCUACUGGAUCGACUUUGGCUGCUUCUUCCUUGAGCCCAGCUCGGCCUCUUGGCGUGUGCCGCUUGCACUCCAGCUGGUGCUCAUCUUGCCCACUUUUGUCACCGCUUUCCUGCCCGAGUCGCCCCGUUGGCUCAUGCUCAGGGGCCGUGAAGAAGAGGCCCGCUGCGUCGUUGCCGCCCUCGACAACGUACCUGUCGACGACCCCAUGGUUGGCAAGAAGCUCCGUGAAAUUGCUGCCUCACUCGAGGCUGCCAAGACCACCCGUAUUCGCGACAUCUUUACCAACGGUCCCGAGCGCAACCUGCACCGAACCAUCCUCGGUUUCGUCUCACAGAUGUUCCAGCAGAUUUCUGGUAUCAACCUCAUCACGUACUACAUCGGCAAGACGCUCCAGGAGAACCUCGGUUUCUCGGACAUCAACUCGCGUAUCCUCGCUGCCGCCAACGGUACCGAGUACUUUAUUGCUUCCUGGGCUGCUGUCUUCUUCAUCGAGAAGAUGGGUCGUCGUCCGCUUAUGCUCGGCGGUGCCGCCGGCCAGUGCGUCUGCAUGAUUGUGCUUGCUAUCCUCGAUGUCCCUAGAAUCAAGAACUCGGGCAACGGUCCGCCCGUUGCAUCGGUCGUCUUCUACUUCCUCUUUAACACGUCAUUCGCCUGGGGUUGGCUCGGCAUGACCUGGCUGUACCCGGCUGAGAUCACCCCGCUCGCCAUCCGAGCCCAGGCUAACGGCAUUUCGACGAGCGCCAACUGGCUUUUCAACUUUAUGGUCGUCAUGGUGACGCCGGUCAUGUUCAAUAACAUCGGUUAUCAGACGUACGUCGUUUUCGCUGUGCUCAACUUUGUCAUCUUGGUUGUCACUUUCUUCAUCUUUCCCGAGACUGCAGGUCGAUCGCUCGAGGAAAUGUCGGCUAUCUUUGCCGUAUCGAGCAAGAUCAACCCGUACGAUGUUGUUCGAAAAGAAAAGAUCACGCCGCGACGAUACGACAAACAGGGCCAUCUCAUCAACGACGACGUCGACAUUGUCGAAGACUACGACAAGGGCGAUCUCGAAAAGAACCUUGGCGACGGCAAGCGGGGUGGCGACACCAACGUUGUCACCGAGGAUGCCACUGCGACGCCAACUUCGGAUGGCAACAGCUCGAGAGAGCACUCGCCUCGUUCUUGA
Molecule: messenger RNA, 1713 nt
Organism: Mycosarcoma maydis (corn smut)
Lineage: Eukaryota; Fungi; Basidiomycota; Ustilaginomycetes; Ustilaginales
Product: putative sugar transporter
Exons: 1
Coding region: 1-1713 (570 amino acids)
Biological process (GO): transmembrane transport; carbohydrate transport
Cellular component (GO): membrane
Molecular function (GO): carbohydrate:proton symporter activity
Source: RefSeq, a predicted model, not a curated record